AGCUGUUCCGACUCUGACCCUGAGGUGGAUGAUUCUCGCCUCCAGUCUCAUAAACACAAGAUGAAGAAAUGGUCCUCAUUAGCGCGGGGCAAAUUCGAGCAGAUGCUACUCGAAUGCAUCGUCAAUACAGAUAAAAUCCCGCCGAACUACGAGAACAUAUCUAUAGACCCUAAGACCAUUGGCAAGGUCGAAAGAGUCACAGCGAUGGGACUGACGAGGCCCAAGGCCUUCGGUCACGGCGUCUUAAAAAAUAACAAAGUCACCGGAGCUGUUCUCUACGGGCCGCCAGGCACGGGAAAGACACUGUUAGCAAAGGGAGUGGCUAAGCAGUCCGGCUUCAACAUGCUCUCGAUUUCUACCUCCGAGGUAUGGCAGAAGUGUCAUGGUGACGACGAGAAGAUGAUCAAGGCUAUCUUCUCCAUGGCGCGCAAGAUGUACCCAAGCAUUGUGUUCAUUGACGAGGCAGACGCUAUGCUAGGUGAACGCAAGGCAGGCGAGAAACGCCACAUCCGGGCCAUGCUGAACCAGUUCCUUAUGGAAUGGGACGGCAUCAUGAGCGGUACCGACUCGCCAUUCAUCUUGUUGGCCACCAACCGACCUAACGACCUCGACCCUGCCGUGCUUCGAAGGGCGCCUGCGCGCAUUCUCUUCAAUCUUCCAUCAAAAGUGGAGCGAAUGGGCAUAUUGCGUUUGCUUCUUGAGCAUGAGACUCUUGGCCCAGACAUCACCAUACCGACUCUAGCGAACCUAACGCCACAGUAUACUGGUUCGGAUCUUAAGAAUCUCUGUGUGACGGCUGCGACCGAAUGCAUUGGCGAACAGACUGUCGAUACCGACGAGCGCACCUUGACACGCCGGCAUUUUUUGGCUGCUAUGCAGACUAUCAAAGCUAUUACACUCAGCAAGACGAGAGAACAGGAUUUAGACAACUUCCAGAACAAUCGUCAGGAGCAGGGUGCGGCUGAAGAGUAGGCUGAUGCCUGAACGUAAUUAUUCUAAUUUCUAUCAGCCUUCGUCGUUUUGUCUGUCGUAGUAGAAUCUCAAUCUUUUUAC
Mytilinidion resinicola is the source of this 1053-nucleotide messenger RNA. Its product is annotated as AAA-domain-containing protein. Gene Ontology annotation, molecular function: ATP hydrolysis activity; ATP binding. The record is from RefSeq and is a predicted model, not a curated record. NCBI's taxonomy places the organism in Eukaryota, Fungi, Ascomycota, Dothideomycetes, Mytilinidiales, Mytilinidiaceae. Gene Ontology annotation, cellular component: mitochondrial outer membrane. The transcript has 2 exons. Bases 61 to 972 code for a protein of 303 amino acids.